Pomacea canaliculata is the source of this 1178-nucleotide messenger RNA. RefSeq names its product protein lin-52 homolog. Gene Ontology annotation, cellular component: DRM complex. The coding region runs from base 121 to 525 and encodes 134 amino acids. The transcript is spliced from 6 exons. The record is from RefSeq and is a predicted model, not a curated record. Gene Ontology annotation, biological process: regulation of DNA-templated transcription. NCBI's taxonomy places the organism in Eukaryota, Metazoa, Mollusca, Gastropoda, Architaenioglossa, Ampullariidae.
GAGAUGAAAGACUAAAAAAAUAAUUGUCGUCUUGUGUUUAAUGCAAAGCCCUCGGCUCCACCCCACUAGGCCCUCUCACCCCUGCCCUCUCACCCCCGCUAUGCCCUCUCACCCCGCUACAUGACGUCACCAACCGGGCGCCAAAUCAAAAUCAAGAUGGCUGCGAACUGCGGCAGUGGCAGUGCUGGUGGUGCUUACCAGUCUACAGACUGUGAUCGCUUAUUGAGCCUAGAAAAGCUAAGGGCAUCACCAGAACUAUGGCCAGAACAGAUACCAGGUGUGGCAGAUUUUGCAACAAACAGAACUUCUGCAUCAAACAGCAACUCACCACCUAAAUGGAUGGCAGACCUUGAAAAAGAUGACAUUAACCUUUUGCAAGAGUUUGGGAGCCUUACAGCAUCUCAGCUGAUGGAGAAAGUGCGUGGACUACAGAACUUGGCAUAUCAGCUAGGUCUAGAGGAAUCUCAUGAGAUGACAAGAGGAAAGUUUCUCAACAUCCUUUCACGGCCAAAGGGAAGAAUAUGAAAGAGUAAACUAUUUUAUCAAAAGCGUUAUGUAUUACUGCUCCAUUUGAACAAACUGUGGAAGCUUGCAACCCAUUCUAGCAGAAUAAUGAACUUGUCCUAAUUUUAAAUAGAAAAAUCUGUCAUGGGUGCACACAUUUUAAGAGUUUGCUGCUUUUUCUACAUCCUUGUUCACAUUUUCAUUCCCAUAAAAACGAUGUUUUUCAGUAAUAAGCAAUGUACUUUGAGUCUCUACUACUGCAAGAACAUGAAAAUGCCUAGUUCAAGACUUCUUGAGGAAUCAGUGAGUUGCUAAAUAUGUAAUCCUUUUCCUGGCCGUCUGAUACAUGCAAUUGUACAGCGAUCCCUUACCUAUAGUGGGGCUCCAGAGAUCUCUGUGAUAGGUCAAAAUCUGCGAAGUGGCAAUGUUGUAUUUAUAUUUUAAUGCUUUAUAAACCCUUCCCACACUCAUAAACCUUUCCCCCACUCAUAUUCUUUCUCACAUCCUUAUAAACACUUCAUUCUAUUAUCUUAAACCCAUGUAAUUUUAACAUGUAAAAUUCUAUAAAAUUCCGUGAUUCAGUGAAACCGCGAUAUAGCGAGGGAUUACUGCACUCAAUUUGUGCUGGCAGUAAGGGGAAGUAAUGAAUGAAAAAUUGUUACAUGUUAAAACAG